AUGGCCGCAAUCGUGUCAAUGAAUCAUACCGAUGUGAAUCGUCGAGUCCUCCGAGGUGUGCUUAGCAGCCUUUCAAAAAUGCCUGCUGUGUCCGCGUUGAAGCUGCUGGAGCUUGCUGACCAAGACCUGAUGGACUGCGUCUCCCAAAAGUCCGUGACCUUAGCCAUGCAAACACGUCACAGCCUUGGGAGCGAUUCGGCAUCAUUGUUGGACAGUCUUCGAGGCGCAACGACGCAGCAAGCCAAGGACAAAGAGCAGCUUAUUGCAUAA
Fulvia fulva is the source of this 270-nucleotide messenger RNA. RefSeq lists its product as uncharacterized. NCBI's taxonomy places the organism in Eukaryota, Fungi, Ascomycota, Dothideomycetes, Mycosphaerellales, Mycosphaerellaceae. The transcript has 2 exons. The record is from RefSeq and is a predicted model, not a curated record. Bases 1 to 270 code for a protein of 89 amino acids.